Messenger RNA from Parnassius apollo (apollo), 483 nucleotides. The record is from the annotation of a GenBank genome assembly. Lineage: Eukaryota; Metazoa; Arthropoda; Insecta; Lepidoptera; Papilionidae.
AUGGUGUGUUUCUUUUAUUUUAGAAUAACAGCGUUGGCGGGCAACGAUGAUGUUAAAAGGCAAUUGGUGAAGAGUGGUAUCGUCCCGAUUAUAGUUUCAUUAUUGACAAGGUAUUCGAGUAAUCCAACAGCAUCUACUUUAACGCUAAAGUGCGUUGCAGCCUUAACCCUACGCGAGCAGGGACACAGCAAGGAGUUCCUCGAGAACGGGGCACCUGAAGCCAUUGUUGAAUGUUUAAAGAUUCACCCAGAUGUCGCUAGUGUUCAGAAAAACGGUUGUUGGGCGAUACGCAACAUGGUUGCCAGAUGUCGCGAGUAUAAUUCCAAAUUCCACGAAUUGGGCAUCCAGAGCAUUCUGGACAGGUCUUACGACAAGUUUGGGAAGGAGUUCGGCUUCGAUGUGAAAUCCGCGUUAAGGGACCUCGAAUGUGAAGUUAAACUUGACGAGCAGUGGACCGGGAAAGGAGUGCAAAUGCAGCAAUAG